AUGCAGAAAGCGGACGAGGUUCCAAAAGGGGGCAGGAAAGGCCUCCCGGCCCUCCCUCUCCCUUCCCCUGUGCUGCCGCCGCAGGUUCACCGAUGGGAUCGGGUUGUUUUUGACACGAAGGCAAAUGAGCCUCUGACCACAGCACCCGGCGGCACCUGUGGGGGCCCGGUGGACUUGGUGUUACCAUGCCAACCCCGUGACAGCUUCUCCCCGGAGCACCAUUACCAGGAAGUGGUGGUGCCUGCCAGGCUGUCGCGGCAGCCUGCCACUCAAGGGAUCGUCGAGGGAAACUGGCUCAAAUCCUACCCGCUCUUGGAAUCUGCUUCCCCCACCUUGCAGCACGGAGUAGAAUUCUUUUUUGAGGAGCGGGGAUGGUUCCUCCUGCCCGCAGCCUGGUGGCUGAAGAUGGACGGCGACCGCAGCGGCGGUAUCGCUGCGUUGAGAGCCUUCCUCCUCUUUCUCCUCGUCCUGUUCGGCUUCCUGAUCACCCAGGGCGGCGGGGAAAACCAGACCUCAUCCUCGACGAACCUGACCUCCGCCUCGAUGAACCUGACCUCCUCCCUGACGAACCUGACCUCCGCCCCGACCAACCUGACCUCUCCCCAGGUCUGCCACAGUUUCCGGUGCGUGGGUGAGAUGUGCUACCAGGAGGACAGGUUCGCCAACCAGAGCGCGACCUGCUCGGCCAACGAGUCGUACUGCGAGCUGUACCGCUUCAGCCCCUCCAACUACUCCGCGCGCUGCAGCGGGAACUGCGAGAGCAACGGCACGGUUCAGUGCCCGGGGUCCAAUGGCACGGCCGGCCAGCCGGCUCCCUGCACCCUGGAGUGCUGCCCCCAACCCUUCUGCCUCAAGCUCAACGCCUCUGCCUAUGGGGACAAGCUGCUCACCACUCCCGCUCCCACGACCUCCACCACGCCGGCACCCAGGAAAAACGGGAAAGUGUGCGUGUCCUUCUCCUGCCAGGGAGAGAACUGCUUUAAAGGGCAGAAGACGGAAGCUGCCUGCAACGUGGGCUCUAACUUCUGCGAGAUGAAGAAGACGCAGAAUGGCUACGAGGCUGGCUGCAGCAAAGCCUGCAAGAUGGCCACCCCAAUCUGCAACCAAGGGGUGAAGCCCCCCUGCUACCAAGAGUGCUGCCAACCCACUGCGGCCAUGCCCAGCUGCCUCAAGCUGGACGGAAGCCUGAAUUUGAUCGGGUCGGCGGCGGCGGCCCAGAACCGCCUGCUCCCGCAGGUCCUGGCCGCGGUGGCUCUCUUCCUCGUUUCCUUCCUGCUUCCGUAGAGUGCGUUCCCAGGGUGUCGGGGGCUACGGAGAGGUGCCUCUCCUCUGAUGGGGGGUGCCCAGAUAUAGGGGGAGACCUCCCCAGAAGACCUGCUGAACCUCCUGUCGUCCAUCUUCCCGUAGCUCCGACCUCGCUCCUAGACGGCCCCGAGGGGAAACCCUAGCCGGGGGUCCUGUUCCAACCCUCUUUUCCCUCUCUGCUCCCCACCCCCGGCUCCCUCUUCUCACCCCAUUUUCCCUCCGUCCCCCAUAGUCCAAGCUCCGACCUGCGGCUGCUCUGAUGCCACUGAAAUGACGGAGGUGUCCUAGGCAAAGAAAGGGGAUGGGGUGG
Ornithorhynchus anatinus (platypus) is the source of this 1615-nucleotide messenger RNA. RefSeq lists its product as uncharacterized. The coding region runs from base 1 to 1284 and encodes 427 amino acids. The record is from RefSeq and is a predicted model, not a curated record. The transcript has 10 exons. NCBI's taxonomy places the organism in Eukaryota, Metazoa, Chordata, Mammalia, Monotremata, Ornithorhynchidae.